Molecule: messenger RNA, 2317 nt
Organism: Vespa velutina
Lineage: Eukaryota; Metazoa; Arthropoda; Insecta; Hymenoptera; Vespidae
Gene: Ppox
Product: protoporphyrinogen oxidase
Exons: 2
Coding region: 89-1516 (475 amino acids)
Biological process (GO): heme biosynthetic process
Cellular component (GO): mitochondrial inner membrane
Molecular function (GO): protoporphyrinogen oxidase activity, oxygen as acceptor
Source: RefSeq, a predicted model, not a curated record
AAAUAUUUAUCAUCGUUAACACUUUAACCUUUCAGAUUUAAUAUACGCAUUCAGAUUUAUUAUAUUUUUACAGUGCACUUCUUUUAAAAUGACGGUAGUACUUGGUGGUGGUAUAUCAGGCUUAUCAGCCGCAUAUUAUGCACUAAACAAUCCUAAAAUUGGUCCAAUAACAGUGCUAGAAGCAUCUAAUCGUUUAGGUGGAUGGAUAAGAAGUUAUGAAUUAUCAAAUGGAAUAAUAUUUGAAAAAGGACCAAGAACUAUAAGAUGUCUAGGAUCAGCUGGAAAAAAUACAUUAAAUUUAUUGGAGGAUUUGCAAUUAACUAAUAAACUUAUUCCUAUUAAAUCAGAUCAUCCUAGUGCUAAGAAUAGAAUGAUUUAUUCGCGUAAUAAAUUACAUUUAUUACCAAAUUCUUUCCUUAGUAUAUUUAAAACUAAUUCUUUAUUAAAUCGUUCUUUAGCAAGUUUUCUUAUAAAAGAUUUGAUAGCACCAAUGGUACGUAAGGAUGAUGAAAGUAUACAUAGUUUUAUUACAAGAAGAAUAGGAAAAGAUAUUGCUGAUUAUCUUGUUAGUCCUAUGAUUUGCGGAAUUUGUGCUGGCGAUGCACAGAAGAUAAGUGUAAACUUUCUAAUGAAAUCUUUGUUUGAAGCAGAACAAAAACAUGGAUCUAUAAUAAAAGGAUUAUUCAAAGAAUUAUUUAAAAUGCAAAAUGUUAAUAAUAUGACAGAAUAUAAAUCGAACUUAGUUAAAAAAGCUGACGUAGAAAAAUGGGUAGUAUGGGGUUUAAAAGGAGGACUCGAAGAAUUACCACGUUCCUUAGGAAAUAAUUUACAAACUCAAGGUGUUGAUAUACAAUUAAAUAGUCACUGUGAAAAACUAUUUUUUCAAUCCGAUCAUGUUGAAUUAACUAUUAAUGGAAAGGCAAAAAAAUAUUCUCACGUUAUCUCAAGUCUACCAGCAAAAAUUCUGGCAAAAUUAUUGGAAGAACAAUAUCCUGAUUUAGCAGAACAAUUAAAAGCAAUACCUAUGGUUACAGUGGCCGUAGUUAAUCUACAAUUUGCCGAUAAUGUCUUGCCUAUCAAUGCAUUUGGUUUUCUUGUUCCACCAGGAGAAAAUCUUCCAAUUCUUGGCGUGAUCUUUGAUUCGUGUAUUUUUCCUAAAAACUCUUCGACGGUACUAACAGUAAUGAUGGGUGGUGCAUGGUUUGAAAAAUACUUUGGCAAAGAUCCAUCAGAAGAAGAUUUGUUGAAUAUAGCAAUUAAACAAGUUAAAGAAAUCCUGAAUAUUAAAAAAGAGCCCAUAGCCUUUAAUGUGGCCAUUCUGAAAGACUGUAUUCCCCAACAUGUAGUGGGUCACGCACAACGUUUAAAUCAUAUCCGUGAUUAUAUUUCUUCACGUAGAAUCCCUCUAGCAUUGUGUGGUUCUUCUUACCAAGGUGUGGGAAUCAAUGACGUUAUUCUGUCAGCAAAAGAAGCUGUUUCUAAGAUUGUGAAACAUUCAAAUGAACUAAAAAACUGAAAUGAAACUACAACAAUUUUGUACAGCAUUUUGUAGCCACUAAUCACGAUGUUAUUAAUGUUAUAGAAAAAAAAACAGAACUUGAUAUAUAAAAAACAUGCAUUAUUUUUUAAGCUAAUUUCAAAAAAGCUUAUAAAAAAGAUUUAGCUGUGUAACAAAGAAUGAAAAAUAGGGAAACUAUUAUAUAAUAAUAUUAUAAAUAAUAAAUAAAUAAAAAUACAUCUCUAAUCAAAUGAAUAAUCAAUAAAAAUUGCAAAUAAUUUAUUAUAGCAAUUAACAACAAUGCCUUAUACUUCAUGUACAUGUGUGUUUCUUACGUAUACACUACUUAAUAAAAUAAAAUGUAAAAACAUAAAAUAUUUAUAUGUUAAUAAGAAAUUGUUCAAUGAAGAUUUAACUUGAUCAUUUAGAAAAAAAAAAAAAUAUAUAUAUAUAAAAAUUGAAAAGCAUAAUAUAUACCAAUUGUAUUAGGUAAUAAUAAUUUAAUAUUCUUUACGUUUUAGUUCUAUUCUCUUGAAUAAUAGUUAAACAAUGUCCAGUCUUUGCAUGUACAUGGAAUGUAAACAUAAAAAGUAUGGACAUGCUUAAGGCAUGCAAAGUAAGGCAUGCAGAUAUUAAAAGAUAACAUAUUUGUAUUGUAAAUUACUACAUAAUGUACUAUAUAUCAGAUAUUUUUUAAUGUAAACUUUUGUCUUUUUAAAGAAAUAAUUUAUAAAGAAUAAACAAAUUAAAAAAAAAAAUAAAUAAAUAAUAAAAGAAAUAAUAACUCUACAUUCUUAAGCUCAGUACAAAUAAUGCAAU